AGUUUCUUUAUUAUGACUGAAAAAUCCAGAAUAGAAAAAGUAAUUGAACAAAUAAACUCGAAAAAUGCAAAAAAAAUAGCACUGUCAUUGGUAAUAAUUUUUGCAUGUUACCACUCUCUUUUGCAUAUUCGUCAUGGUACGAACUCUUGUAAGUGGUUGUUAUCAGAUGGAAGAUACAAAGGUGAUCAAGAAUGGCAACCAUAUGGAUGUAUGCUCCAUCCUUACACUAAAGCUGAUACAAGGAAAUGUUUACGAUACAUAGCUUAUUAUGGAAAGCAUUCCCAUUUUGUUUUCAUAGGAGACUCAAGGAUAAGACAAUUAUACACUGCAUUUGUUGAUCAUUUACAACAAGAUGAUAUUGCAAUGAACAAACAUGAUAAAAAUCUGGAAACUAAUUUGACACAUGUUGACCCAAAAUUGAAAAUUAUUGUUGAAUUUAUCUGGUCCCCAUAUAUUUCUAAUAAGAUGGUUGAUAGUUUUAGAAAAUGGGAAAAAUCAAAGGAUCCUCCCUCGGUCAUAAUUGUUGGAUCUGGUCUCUGGGCUAUAAAGCAAUCAAAUUUAUCUAUGACAAAAGUAAAAAAUUACCAUCUGAAUUUAACAAGGCUUGUACAACCCAUUGAUAAUUUGUUUAAAAAAAAAUCAAAAACAUUAUGGGCACUUCAGGAGCCUGUUAAUCCAGAUAAACUGGCACCAGAAAAUCAGAUGAUAACAAAUGAACAAAUUGACUUGUAUAACAAAGAAGCAAUACAGGUUCUCACACAUUCUGAAGCAUUUUUAUGGUGGAGUGUGCGACUGGUUGGACAGGGAAUGAUAUCAGAGAGUCCAGAUGGCAUACACCUUGCAAGCAGGGCUCUUCGCCACGACACGCAAAUCUUACUUAACAUGUACUGUAAUGACUACAUGAAUUACAAUGAUGGUACUUGUUGUAGUUCAAUGGAAGGUCAUACCACACUACAAAUUGUUACUUUUGCGAUAUUGGCAUUAUGUGUGGUGACGGCGUUAGCAAUGCUACUUCAUAGGCUUAUUAAAAAAUGCCAGGGAAAUCCAGUCCAUGAAUAUUCGAUGCUGCCUGAGAACGACACGCAGAUGGCGAAUAAUCCCGAAAAUUGUUACACUUUAUUUAAGUCGAUAUCAAUUAUGGCUGUAAUAAUGGCGUAUUUUUUUAUCUGUGAUAGAACUAAUUUUUUUAUGAAAGAAAACAAAUAUUACUCAGAAUUCAGCUUUUGGCUUCCAAUUGGUUAUGUAACAGUAUUGGGUUUGUUUUUUACUGAAGAUAGUAAAUAUACGAAAGUUUUACAUCGUGAUCAAAUUAAUGAAUGGAAAGGUUGGAUGCAAAUAUUCAUUUUAGUAUAUCAUAUUACUGGUGCUAGUAGAAUUUUAAUCAUAAACAUGCACAUUAAAGUUUUAAUAUCAGCCUAUAUAUUUUUACUAUCAUAUGAGCAAUUUUGUUAUGCAUGGAGAAGGGGAGAUGUUGGGAUCGUAAAUUUUUUUAGGCAGCUGUUCCAGCUUAACUUAAUAACUGUGACUUUAUGUCUAUGUAUGAAUCGUCCAUAUCAGUUUUAUUAUUUUGUACCGUUGCUUUCGUUUUGGUACGUCGUCAAUUAUUGUUUUUUGGUGUUUCCCCCGCACAUUUCAGCACAAAGUUCCGAAAAUAAUAUGAUUCAAUAUUUUUAUUUAUUAAUCAAACUUAUUUGCUUGUGUACUAUAAUAACAAUUUUGUUUAUGUCUGAGGUGUUUUUCGAAAAAAUAUUUGUAACCAGACCGUGGAAAGCUUUGUUUGUAACAACUGAUGAUGAUAUUCAUGACUGGUGGUUCCGAUGGAAGCUCGACAGAUACUCUGUUUUAUAUGGAAUGUGUUUUGCUGUUCUGUUACAAUUAGCACACAGACAUUGCCUGUUUGACGACAACAACCACAGUAAUUUGUUUUCAAGGGGCAUUUCAUUGAGUUUAACACUGGCUAGCCUCCUCGGAAUCGGAAUUUACAUAACAGUCACAUUUUUAUGUAGCAACGAAUUUGAAUGCAGUGAAAUACAUUCCUACAUAGUUUUUCUACCAAUAAUCGGUUACAUUAUGUUAAGGAACAUAUCAGGUGUUCUCCGCACCCGCUACUCGACAUUAUUUGCCUGGUUCGGGGAAAUAUCUUUAGAAUUAUUCAUCAGUCAAUACCACAUAUGGCUUGCUGCAGAUACACACGGUGUUCUAGUACUUAUUCCCGGUUAUCCCGUUUUGAAUGUGAUAGUAACUUCGUUCAUUUUCAUCUGCGCCUCCCACGAAAUGCACAGAGUUACUAAAGUCUUGUUGCCGUAUGCGGUUCCCUCCGAUUGGAAGCUGGUUCUUCGUAAUUUUAUUCUUUUCUUAGCUAUAUUAGUGCCUAUUGGUAUUAAGGACGGCAUGUUUUAAGUGUGUGAUAUAAUUUAUAAACUAUAUUAAUUUAGAAUAAAAUAUUAAUUCACA
This is a messenger RNA of Aethina tumida (small hive beetle), 2454 nucleotides long. RefSeq names its product N-acetylneuraminate 9-O-acetyltransferase. The record is from RefSeq and is a predicted model, not a curated record. The coding region runs from base 13 to 2400 and encodes 795 amino acids. NCBI's taxonomy places the organism in Eukaryota, Metazoa, Arthropoda, Insecta, Coleoptera, Nitidulidae. The transcript has 6 exons.